ACACUUAAACUAAGCCUUAACAAUUUUAUUCUUCUCCUUAUUUGAGAUAAAUUUCGUAAUUGUGUAAAAUUAAAAACCAGAAACCCAACUUCUUAUUACGCGAUACGAGAAUAAAUCAUCUUUGGCUAUGGUAAUAUCUUAAAUAUUUCGACAUAAAACUAUUGUGGUUAUGUUUACAUUGAUGUUUACAACAAUUCCGUACUAAAUUAUGUGAUUUAUUUAUGAAAGUUUUAAUAUAUAUUUAUAAAAUGUGUUUCGGGCCACUAACUAGGAUCUUCCAUUGGGGUCCACUAACCGCAAUCGGUAUUAUUAAAUUAGUGAGUGGUAUGACUAUCCACUGUUGUGGUAUGUGGUGGCCAUCCACAACUUUUGGUGGUUUACUGAACACCUUAUCUUUCACAUCACUUGCUGGUCUGACACUGUAUAAUUUUUUAUCAGCAAUGUUCUUAGGACCAGGAUUCCUUCCCAAAGGCUGGCAACCAGACAAUAAAGAAAAUACAGGAAAUUUACAGUGGUGUUCGGUAUGUGAAGGAUUCAAAGCUCCCAGAUCUCAUCACUGCAGAAGAUGUGGAAGAUGUGUUUUGAAAAUGGAUCAUCACUGCCCAUGGAUUAAUAAUUGUGUUGGUUGGGGAAAUCAUGGCCACUUCACUUACUUUUUGUUAUUUGCCACAUUAGGAUGCUCCCAUGCCACUGUAGUUCUAAGUUGUUCAUUAUAUAGGUCCUUUUAUAGACUACACUACCUCUAUUAUGGCACAGGGAAGGAGCCCAUUGUUGUUUUGGGUCUAAUUGGAAAGAUAUUGACUGUAUUUGGUCUUGGGUUUUCCAUUGGGGUAGUCAUUGCUGUAGGAUUAUUAUUAUUCUUUCAGGUUCGAGGUAUUCUUAGAAAUAGAACAGGUGUUGAGGAUUGGAUUUUGGAGAAAGCACAAUACAGGCGAAGAAACUCCAGUACAAAGUUUAUUUUUCCGUAUAAUGUGGGAAUUAUAAAUAAUUUUUGGCAAGUACUUAAUCUCUCAUGUCAACCACAUGGUAAUGGCAUUGAGUGGCCAGUUGUUGAGGGCUGUGAUCAAUACACUUUAACUAGAGAACAAAUUGAGCAGAAGAGGGAAAAACGGAUGCGUACUAAAGUAUAUCAGAUUAUUGAACCUUCAUCAGGUUCAUAUUUUCCAAUUAGCAAAGGUUUGAGGACAUGCAUGAACUUUCCAUGUACAGAUGAACCACGGAUAAAAUUAAACGUUGGUGAUAUAGUUCUAGUGACCAGAUGGAGAACGCAUUGGUUAUUUGGUGAAAAAGUACCAACUGAUCAAAAUUCCGACAGAAUUAGGGGUUGGUUUCCUCGUACUUGUGCUAAAGAAGUUGAAAACAAAAGAAGGAAAGAAGAAUAAUACAAUAAAUAUGAUGGACCAGUUUGUCAUUCUAAAUAACAUUAAGUCGGAUUUAAACUGCCUUAUAUGUAUUAAAACAGUAUCUAGUCUUAUUUUAAUGUAUUUUGUUAAAUUAAUUUGUUUUAAAAUAAAUGUAUAGUUUUAAGAACACUUUUUUUAAGUGUGUUUGGUCUGAAACAUUUAUAUUGAAACAUAUAUUGAUUUUGACUAUUUUAAAUUUAAAACACUUUUAAAAAUGGCAAAUUUGUAAAUGAAGA
Molecule: messenger RNA, 1639 nt
Organism: Aethina tumida (small hive beetle)
Lineage: Eukaryota; Metazoa; Arthropoda; Insecta; Coleoptera; Nitidulidae
Product: palmitoyltransferase ZDHHC6
Exons: 7
Coding region: 222-1382 (386 amino acids)
Biological process (GO): protein palmitoylation
Cellular component (GO): Golgi apparatus
Molecular function (GO): protein binding; palmitoyltransferase activity
Source: RefSeq, a predicted model, not a curated record